GAAUUUCCCUUUUUCAAUCAGCUUCUUUUUUCCUUCCCAAUUUUGGCCACGGGGGACAUAUAUGCCCAUUUCCCCGUAUCACACAACUCACGAACCAAUCUAUCGAUUCCCCUAGACUUUAACUCCCCACCCCUAAAAACACCCAAACCCCCAAAACAACCAUGGCAGAAUAAAAAUUGGGUCAUCUUCCUUUUUAAAACUCUUUGUAUGGAAAUGGGAGGAAAUUGACUUCGGGGACCAAUUGAUGUUCAUAUGCAUCGCACAUUAUAUCGCUAUAGAGAUAUCGGUUUGAAUCAUGGAAGUGGUCCCUUGUUCUGGCUUUCAGUAUGUUACGGACUCUGAUUGCGCUCAACUGAGUUCAGGAACAACUUUUGAGGGAGAAUCUAGUUUCUUGGAUAGGAAACAAAUUCAAGAAUCGGAUGAUAGGAUGGAUGACUUAUUGCCAAAUGUGGACAAGAAUUCAGCUGGAAGACAGGAUGCAGACCAAGGCACAAGGGAUGAUUUGCCAAUUUCUGAAGAACGCCAUAGUGGAUCUUCAGAUAAUGAUUGUCACACAGAGCGCCAAAGAUUAUCUUGUGGAUCACAUGAUUAUGAAGAUGAUUCGAAUGCGCAGAAUUGUUGCACUGGACCUGAUUUGGCCUCUGAAAACUCUCAUUUAAUUGUUGACCCCAUCGAAAGUGAAUCGCCAAGCAAUAACAGGGAGGUAGAGUUGUCUCUUUCAGAGUCCAAGUGGUUAGAGCGUGAUGAAUCUGUGGCAUUGUGGGUCAAGUGGAGAGGAAAAUGGCAGGCUGGCAUCAAAUGUGCAAGGGCAGACUGGCCAUUAUCGACUUUAAAAGCAAAACCAACUCAUGAUCGGAAGCAGUAUUUUGUGAUAUAUUUUCCUCACACCAGGAAUUAUUCCUGGGCAGACAUGCUACUUGUUCGAUCCAUUAACGAAUUCCCUGAGCCUAUUGCAUAUAGGAAUCAUAAAGUUGGACUAAAAAUGGUUAGAGAUUUGUCUGUUGCAAGACGGUACAUAAUGCAAAAGCUAGCUGUUGGGUUGCUCAAUAUAAUUGAUCAGUUUCAUUGCGAGGCUUUGAUAGAGACAGCACGUAAUGUGAUUGUCUGGAAGGAAUUCGCCAUGGAGGCCUCACGCUGCAUUGGUUAUUCUGAUCUUGGAAAUAUGCUUUUGAAACUUCAUCAUAUGAUAUUGCAGCACUACAUAAAUGCUAACUGGCUUCAGGAGUCUUAUCACUCAUGGGUACAGCAAUGUCAGAAUGCACAUAGUGCUGAAUCCAUUGAAUUGCUGAAGGAGGAAUUGUUUGAUUCUAUACUAUGGAAUGAUGUUAGGUCUCUUGGGGAUGCACCAGUGCAAUCCACACUUGGUUUUGAAUGGAAAACAUGGAAGCAUGAAGUUAUGAAAUGGUUCUCAACAUCUCACCCUGUAUAUACUGCUGGGGCUAUUGAUCAUCAGAACAAUGAUGACCCCUCAAUCAAAAAUCUUCGAGUUAGCAGGAAGAGGCCCAAGCUUGAAAUCCGCCGUGCAGAGACACAUGCCUCCCAAAUGCAAAGCAAUGGUUCCGAUAAAACUAUGACGGUUGAAAUUGAUUCUGGUUUUUUCAGUAUCAAGGAUGCUGUAGAUGUCAAUAUACCAACACCCGGAGUUUGUAAAAAGGAAGAAGAGAGGAAGCAAACCACACCAAUGGAUGCAUCAAAUAAUCUUACAGACAGUUGGGACAAUAUUGUGGUUGAGGCAAGGCAUUCUGAGCCCAUCCACACCUACAGUAUUGAAAAAACACAAGCAAGUGUUGAGGUCAAUAGCUCCUCAGCUCUGCAUAUUCAGCCAAAAGAGUUGGCAUUAUUGCCCCUGAAUGAAGCAGUUGCUAAGAAAUCCAUAGAUACUGGGAGUAAAAACCGGCAGUGCAUAGCAUUUAUAGAGUCAAAGGGAAGGCAGUGUGUGAGGUGGGCAAAUGAAGGGGAUGUUUAUUGUUGUGUGCAUUUGGCCUCUCGUUUUGCAAGUAGCUCGGGAAAAGCAGAAAUGACUCCGCCUGUUGAUACACCAAUGUGUGAAGGUACCACUGUGCUUGGCACUAGAUGCAAGCAUAGGUCACUCUAUGGCUCUUCAUUCUGCAAGAAACACAGACCCAAAAGUAAUGCAAAUAAUUUCCCACAUUCUCCAGAGAACACACUAAAAAGGAAGCAUGGGGAGAUCAUUCCCAGUUCCGAGGCCACAUAUUGUAGAGAUAUUAUUUUGAUGGGAGAAAGCAAAAGUCCCCUGCAAGUGGAGCCAGUGUCAGUAAUUGGGAGUGAUGCAUUCCAGGGAAGAUUCAGUUUAAUUGAGAAGCCUGAACAUUCAUAUAAAGGCCAUGAUAGCACUAAAUUACUGCAUUGCAUAGGCUUAUUUUCCAAUGGUGGUUUUGAUCCCUGUCAUGAAAGUCCUAAACGGCAUUCGUUAUACUGUGAUAAGCACCUUCCCAGUUGGCUCAAGCGUGCUCGGAAUGGUAAGAGCAGGAUAGUAUCUAAAGAAGUGUUUCUAGAUCUUUUGAAGGACUGUAAUUCACUAGAGCAAAAAAUGCAUUUACAUCAAGCAUGUGAACUUUUCUACAAGCUCUUUAAAAGUAUUUUAUCUCUAAGAAACCCAGUUCCUGUGGAAGUCCAACUUGAAUGGGCCCUUUCUGAAGCUUCAAAGAAUUUUAGAGUUGGAGAAAUUUUGAUGAAAUUGGUUUACAAUGAAAAGGAGCGACUUCAAAUGUUAUGGGGCUUCACUGUCAAUGAAGGUGCACCUUUGCCCUCCGUUGUGGAAGAACCAGUUUCCUUGCCAUUGGCCGUUAAUGAUAGCUUUGAUGAUGACGGGGUUAUUAAGUGUAAAAUUUGUUCGGUGGAAUUUUUUGAUGACCAGCAGCUCAGCGCGCACUGGAUGGAGAAUCACAAAAAGGAAGCACAAUGGUUCUUUAGAGGUUAUGCUUGUGCAAUCUGUCUGGAUUCAUUUACUAACAAAAAGGUUUUAGAAUCCCAUGUUCAGGAGAGACACCAUGUGCAAUUUGUUGAACAGUGCAUGCUUCUCCGAUGCAUUCCCUGUGGCAGCCAUUUUGGCAAUACUGAUGAUUUAUGGUUGCAUGCGCAAUCAGCUCAUCCUGUUGAUUUUAGACUGUCAAAGAUUGCUCAACAGCAUGAUCAAUCUGCGGGUGAGGAAUCUCCACAGAAACUUGAGCCUGGCAACUCAAUUUCUUUGGAUAAUAAUUCAGAGAAUGUAAGCAGUUUCCAAAAGUUUAUUUGCAGGUUUUGUGGCUUGAAGUUUGAUUUACUGCCUGAUCUUGGUCGCCAUCACCAGGCUGCUCACAUGGGAUCAUGUUUAGCUAGCUCCCGUGCCCCUAAGAAAGGGGUUCGUUAUUAUGCUUAUAAACUAAAAUCUGGGAGACUUAGUCGUCCUAGAUUUAAGAAAGGUUUGGGGGCAGUGUCAUACAGAAUCAGGAACAGGGCAACUGCUACUAUGAAGAAACGCUUGCAGGCUUCAAAGUUGAUUGACACUGACACCAUUAGUGUAGACCCUGAUGUAACAGACACUGCGAGUCUUGGUAGAUUAGCGGAAUUCCAGUGUUCUUCCCUUUCAAAAAUUUUAUUUUCUGAAAUUCAUAAAGCAAAAGAGCGACCUAAUAACUUGGACAUUUUUUCUAUUGCUCGCUCUUCUUGUUGCAAAGAGAGCCUCAAAACAUCAUUGGAGGAGAAGUAUGGAACAUUACCGGAACGUAUGUAUCUUAAGGCAGCCAGGCUUUGUAGUGAGCAUAACAUUCAAGUCGAGUGGCACAAAGAUGAUUUUGCAUGUUUAAAUGGAUGUAAAGCUGUGAAGGACCCAGAUUUUCUGUCCCCAUUGAUGCCUCUUCCUAAUGGUUUUGAAAGCCACCGAUCAGCAGAUUCUUUGGAUCGUGUCGAUGAGUGGGAACUGGAUGAGUGUCACUGUAUCAUUGAUUCACAACAUUUUAGACAAAUGCCCAUGCAGAAAGCAUGUGUCUUGUGUCAUGAUAUAAGUUUUGGGAAGGAAUCGGUUUCGGUAGCUUGUGUAGUGGAUGAAGGUGUUUCUAAUUCCCUUAACAUCUGUGGUGGUGGCUCCAAUGACCAAAAUGCUGUAUCCUCCAUGCCAUGGGAAAGCUUUACUUAUGUUACAAAAUCUUUGCUCGAUCAAUCCCUUCAACUUGAUGCCGAGAGUUUACAACUUGGGUGCACCUGUCCCAAUUCAACAUGCUGUCCUGAGACAUGUGAUCAUGCAUAUCUCUUUGAUAAUGAUUAUGAAGAUGCAAGAGACAUAUAUGGGAAACCCAUGCGUGGUAGAUUUCCAUAUGAUGACAAAGGUCGAAUUAUCUUGGAGGAGGGCUACCUUGUCUAUGAAUGCAAUCACUUGUGUAGCUGCAAUAAAGCAUGUCCAAAUAGGGUUUUGCAAAACGGAAUACGAGUGAAAUUGGAAGUCUUCAAAACAGAGACUAAGGGCUGGGGAGUCCGGGCUGGUGAACUGAUCUUGAGUGGGACAUUUGUGUGUGAGUAUGUUGGUGAGAUUCUAGAUGAGCAAGAGGCAAAUAAUAGGCGCAUCAGGUACAAUAGAGACGGUUAUAACUACAUGUAUAAUGUUGAUUCUCAUAUCAAUGAUAUGAGCAGAUUGAUUGAAGGACAGAUCCCGUAUGUUAUUGAUGCAACUAUAUACGGAAAUGUUUCUCGGUUCAUCAAUCACAGUUGCUCGCCUAAUCUUGUGAAUCAUCAAGUUCUUGUUGAUAGCAUGGAUUGUCAGCGUGCUCACAUUGGGCUAUAUGCCAGUCAAGAUAUAGCUAUGGGUGAAGAGCUGACUUUUGACUAUCAUUAUGAACUGCUGCCUGGACAAGGACAUCCGUGUCAAUGUGGAGCUUCUGUCUGUCGGGGCCGCCUUUACUAAACUAUCAAUGAGCACUAAGGGCUCUCCAUGCCCAUCUAAAUUUUGCUUUUCUAGUUCACAAAUGAGGAUAAAUG
Hibiscus syriacus is the source of this 4971-nucleotide messenger RNA. RefSeq names its product histone-lysine N-methyltransferase SUVR5-like. Lineage: Eukaryota; Viridiplantae; Streptophyta; Magnoliopsida; Malvales; Malvaceae. The record is from RefSeq and is a predicted model, not a curated record. Gene Ontology annotation, molecular function: protein binding; histone methyltransferase activity; zinc ion binding. Gene Ontology annotation, cellular component: nucleus.